Messenger RNA from Girardinichthys multiradiatus, 1197 nucleotides. RefSeq lists its product as uncharacterized. Bases 91 to 996 code for a protein of 301 amino acids. The transcript is spliced from 3 exons. NCBI's taxonomy places the organism in Eukaryota, Metazoa, Chordata, Actinopteri, Cyprinodontiformes, Goodeidae. The record is from RefSeq and is a predicted model, not a curated record.
CUAAGUGAUGAGCUGUGCCCAUUGUCAGUGAGGUAUAUAGCGCGGAGAGAGAAGUCGCUGUUUAAAAACCGCAGACUUUAGGGUCUCACCAUGGCUGCUCCAAACUAUAUAUGGAUUGCUUCGUUUGUUAUCUUACUUACAAGCAACGCUGGAGUUUUUGGUCGCGCAGCGGACUCGUUUGGUUUUCUGUUACAGUCUCUGCAAACCGCUGAUGGACAAUCUGGACAGACUUUACGCACGGAUGGAGUGAGGCGGUGGAGGCGCGUGAAGGCUGCGGCGCAUCGGGGAAACUGCGCGGCGCUGAAAGCCCCCUGGCUGGAAAACAAGCAGCAAGCCCCCGAGGACGGCACGACGGUGCUGCAGCUCCGUGUGCGGACCUAUUCCCCUGGAGAGUCGCUGGGUUUGGGUUUUCCCGGGAAUUAUCUUUCCAGCUUUUUCCGACGGGUUUACCGCUGCUGUAAGAAGAGAGUGGGCUGCGGGAGGGUUAAAGGGAUUCAAGGUAGACUGAGAAGAGAUGGAAGUGUGGAAUUUGCCAUCCCCAGGUGGAUUUUAUCAAUGACAGUCAUGAGAGCCGAGCUUCAUCUUCAGCUCUCUAACCCACGGCAUCUCGACAUCAACCCCACCGUUCCCUUCAUGGUGAAGCACAAUUUUCCUACGAGGUACAGACUGGUUUCACGGGGUGAUGCAGUAGAGCUGAAAGUGGACCUUCUGUCCCUUUUCCAGCACCUGCAGAAAAUGGCAGGUGCUGGAGGCCAAGGUCACAGCUUGGUAAACAUGCAGCUGGGCUGGCUGUUCUCCAACAAGGACCUAACAGGUGGAAAAACCUCUUCAGAAAUUUUGCAGGAUACCAAUGGAACAGCAUGGAAUGAUAACAGGGUCAUAGCUCUGGAAGUGGGCUUGGUCCUGGGCUGCAGUCGGGCUGGAUCUGGAGUCCCCUGUGAAAGUGGGGGUGUUCAUCUUUCACAUGCACCCUUCAUGGUUAUACAUUACAGAUAGGACUUUUUUCAGUAUGGAAACAUUUCAUGUCAAAAAAGUUCAUACUUUUAGAGGUAUCAUGCACUUCAAUGUCAGGUUUCUUAAUUUAUACAAGUUUAGCAAGCUCUACAUAUAAAAAUGCAUAUAUAUGUAUAAGCAUGUAAAUAUUUAGUUUUAAAAGUUUAUUUUGUCAUUCUUUGACAAUAAAGUUCUGAAAAACCA